Molecule: messenger RNA, 2042 nt
Organism: Venturia canescens
Lineage: Eukaryota; Metazoa; Arthropoda; Insecta; Hymenoptera; Ichneumonidae
Gene: Mettl3
Product: methyltransferase like 3
Exons: 3
Coding region: 201-1937 (578 amino acids)
Cellular component (GO): nucleus; RNA N6-methyladenosine methyltransferase complex
Molecular function (GO): mRNA (2'-O-methyladenosine-N6-)-methyltransferase activity; mRNA m(6)A methyltransferase activity
Source: RefSeq, a predicted model, not a curated record
CAUCACGUGAUCUAGUCACUACGGUCCUCCAGCGGUGAAAUUCUGAACAAAUUGGCUAACCGCAAAAAUCAUCUUGGCAAUAAAAACAAUAAUAUGAAACAGAGAAUAGAGUAUGCAAAGUGCGCGGGAUUAUAACCUCAUAAAUAUCAUUAUAUUUUUUAAAAACAAUCAGUGUACUAGUGAUAAUAUUAAUUUUUAAAAUGUCAGACGCUUUCGAGGAGAUUCAGGCUAUAAAAAUUAAAAGAAAUAGCUUGAGAGAAAAAUUGCAAAAGCGAAAACGCGAAAGACACGAAUUGUUUACACUCACUUCGCCGACUGCCGGGUCUACGAGCCUGACGGUUGAAAAUGUUGGCAUCGAUUCUACGGCUUUAUCCUCUCAUCAUGAAUACGAACGUGACAUUCUGUCGAUUCUCCAUAAUAAUCUUCCUGAUACGCCGAUCACUUCAGCAGAUCUUGGAGUACAAUUACGGGAAAAUCUUAGUGCUGAUGUGUCGCAUGCAGAGGUCAAAAAAAUUUUGGAGAGAUUGGCUGCCCAAGAUGUUGUCAAAAUGAGCGACAUCACAGAAGAUGGAGUACUGGGUUAUACAGUGUUGUCAGUGAAUGGCGGCCAAUCGUCUCAGUCAAGGGCUUUGAUUGUCAAAGACACGAAAGAAACAGGAAUUCAUGACAAAAAUGAGGAAGACGAGGUGAACGAAGAGGAUGAGGAAGAUGCAUCGCCCCCUGACAAGCAGGCACGUGCGGAGAAAAAAAACACAGAGGACAUAAUGUCAUUGAUAACGAUGCCAACAAUCCGAGAGAAAGAGAGUAAAAAAGUUGGGGAACAAAUACUGGAUUUGUUGUCAAAGCAAACAUCUAAAGAGAAAUCAUUGGCGGAACGUUUUAGAUCUCAAGGUGGUGCGCAAGUAAUGGAAUUUUGCCCCCACGGUACAAGAUUUGAUUGUGCUAAAUUGAAUGGAGGAACGACUGGUGGUUUCAACAGCAAAUGCAAAAAGCUACAUUUUAAAAAAAUUAUACAAAGUCACACGGACGAGUCGCUGGGGGAUUGUAGUUUUUUGAAUACGUGUUUUCACAUGGACACUUGCAAAUACGUACAUUACGAAGUAGAUGGAACGACCGCACAGACGAGGGAACAAACGAGUGAGCCCGAAGGCGGAACGAGUCUCAACUCAAGAGUGUCGCUCGUCGACGGAGUCAGCGUUGGAAAUAUUGGUAGCAAUAACAUCGGAAGUAACAGCGGUAAUAGCAACAAUAGCGGGACUUCUGCAGUCCCAGGAUCCGCGACUUCCGGCAGCGAUCUUACGCUCUAUCCUCCUCAAUGGAUUCAGUGCGAUUUGCGCUAUCUCGACAUGACGGUAUUGGGUAAAUUUGCCGUAAUAAUGGCCGAUCCCCCAUGGGACAUCCACAUGGAAUUGCCCUACGGCACGAUGUCCGACGACGAAAUGAGACAGCUGGGAAUCCCAGCUCUGCAGGACGAAGGGCUCUUAUUUCUUUGGGUCACCGGUAGAGCCAUGGAGCUUGGUCGGGAGUGUCUCCAAUUGUGGGGCUACGACAGGGUCGAUGAGAUAAUAUGGGUCAAAACUAAUCAAUUGCAACGUAUUAUCAGAACUGGAAGAACAGGCCAUUGGCUCAAUCAUGGAAAAGAACAUUGUCUUGUUGGUAUGAAAGGCAAUCCACGUGUCAACCGAGGUCUCGACAGCGAUGUUAUCGUCGCUGAAGUUCGGGCGACCAGCCAUAAACCUGACGAAAUUUAUGGCAUCAUCGAACGCAUGAGUCCGAGCACGAGAAAAAUUGAAUUGUUCGGUCGCCCUCACAACGUCCAACCCAAUUGGAUAACACUGGGUAAUCAGGUUGAUGGCGUGCAUCUCAUUGAUCCACAGCUCAUUAAAGCUUUCCGAAAACGUUAUCCGGAUGGUAAUUCGAUGAAACCGAAUAAAUAGUUAUUUUUCAUUCUAUCUGUUGUAUCUUAUUUUUGUAAUUUUCUUUUAUAUCAAACGUAUAAAAAUAAGUAACCAUAAGUAAUACAUGAAUUCAUUCGUUGUUGA